CACAAUCAUUCAAAAAUACAACAAUCUAUUCAAAAAAGAUCCCAACCCAACUCCCAAACCUUCAAAAUGCAGUUCCCAACCAUCCUCCUCGCCCUCGCAACCACCGCCCUCGUCUCCGCUACGAACCUCGAAUGCAACGCCGCCCAACCCCAACUCACCGAACCACGCGUCGCAAACAUCGUUGACCAGCUCCGCGAUGCCGGCGAUGCCCUGAUUGCCGUCCAGCGCAACGGCCCUUGCCCGCGCAUCGCAUGCUACGGCGGCACCGGAGCCUUCAUCUGCAGCAACGACCACGAAGCCUUUCCGAGCCGACAGUUGGGCGACAUCAUCGAUUCAAAGUACAAGGAGUGCUAUGGACAUACGCCGCAGUCGUGGCAGGACGAUAAUGCUUUUAACCCUGCUUUUGAGUGGUUCGACGAUGGAUUCAGGGUUUUUGUUCACGGGAGUGAGAACUGUUAG
Molecule: messenger RNA, 459 nt
Organism: Periconia digitata
Lineage: Eukaryota; Fungi; Ascomycota; Dothideomycetes; Pleosporales; Periconiaceae
Source: the annotation of a GenBank genome assembly